Messenger RNA from Glycine soja, 4491 nucleotides. Its product is annotated as probable xyloglucan glycosyltransferase 5. Gene Ontology annotation, cellular component: Golgi apparatus. Gene Ontology annotation, molecular function: glycosyltransferase activity. The record is from RefSeq and is a predicted model, not a curated record. Lineage: Eukaryota; Viridiplantae; Streptophyta; Magnoliopsida; Fabales; Fabaceae. Bases 1908 to 3989 code for a protein of 693 amino acids. The transcript is spliced from 5 exons.
CAACAACUAAUGGUAGAUAUAAAAGGAUCGGCGUUCACGUCAGUAAUAUGAUCUUAAGAUUAGACAAUAUCACAAGAUGCCACGAUAAUACACAAAAACGUGAACGAACAAACAAACCAUGUACUCGUAGCUAGCUUGGUAAUAAUCUUUGAUCAUUUUUGCAUCAAAUUUUAUCCACAUAGUAUCUCGCUAAUUACUAACCUCAUUAUUUGGUGCAAAUGUCCAGUGCAAUAAAUACCUUCAGUUGUUUGCUUAUCCGAUACUGGUGGCACUUUAUUACACUGGUUGGUUUUGCAUUAAUUAAAUUAUGUUCUUCUGGUGGUGACAACUAAAUAUGCGCAUUGCAAUUUGCAACAUAUCCACUUAGAGUUCAGAUCCAGCAUGAAAAGCUGUACUGUCCUGCUAUAUAUUUCUCAAUUUAUCUGUGUCUAAUUUUCAUUUCAGUUUCUCCCAAAUUACAUAUGGAACUUGGACAAUGCUUAUCCAACAAUUUUGGGUAACAUGGGGGUCCCCUUGUGGGACCAAAGUUUGUGUUGUGUGAGAUUUCUUCGUAUUCUUUUUUUUUUUGGUUUUUACCCCUAUUGGUGGUGACUUGACUCCAGAUAAUGUAAAAAGAAGAAAUGAAAGGAAUAUUCCCGAAGAAGCUUCCAUUAAAUAAUGUUUUCACUUAACAGAAUUCACAUUAACCCCUCCUAGCCUCUAAUAUUCCAAAUCGAGGCAUCUUUUGCAAGCAAUAAUUAAAAGUAAAAGUUCUAAACAUUGUUGAUGGCUUAUGUCAUUUGCAAAGUUUGCUUUGGAUCGAUGGUCUUCAUUUAUAGUCACCGUUCCCUUUUUAGCCUUUCACACGCGUCCCAUCCCCACCUUUGGUUAUUGGCAUUAUUAGUAUUAUUACCAUUAUCACUGUUGUUCUUUUAUCAUUGAAAACAUUUUAAGUAAAGAUUGUUAUACUCAUCGCCAAGCUCAUAAAUCACGUUGUCUCCGGAAUCUUCAAUUUUCCUUCUAACAAGUGGAUCGAUCCAUGAUAGUCUUUUUGUUAUGUACGACCAUGAACAAUUCCUUUAAUCUGAAAAAAAAAGUUAUUCACUUUUUUAAAUUUUAAUGUUAAAAUUAUAAUAUUUUAUGAUUGUUAUCUUAUCUUCUAUUCCGGUCAAUCAUUUCAAUAGUGUUUCCUUCUUGUGUAUUUCUUAGUCAAGUGCUGUUAAUUCUGGUUACCUUGGAGGAUUCCACGAGCACAUGUAAUUAUUUGUAUCAGGGAGACUACUAGAUGAGCUGACACAUAAUUAUUUUAGCUUAACUAAUAAUCAAGAUAAAAUCUUGAUUAUGCAAUAGAGUUAACUAUUCCAACUUUUUAGAAAUACAAUUUAAAUAAUGGUAAUGAGACGCUCGUACCACAAAAAUACUGUAAUUCUUUGUUGUCGUUGUUGUCUUUUUUUCUUGUGAGGCAAAGUGGAUGGGAAGGGUAAGUGAUUGUGAAUUUACUGAGUUGGAAGUUAGCGUCUCAGUCUUACAGCUGCAGAUACCUUCCCUCAUAAUGUGACUUUCCCAUGUUAGGUGCCUUCUAGAUUUCCUUGAAAGUACAAAAGAGCCUCACUCAAUUCACGUUCUUGGCUUUUAUGUGCUGCAUUUUGUUAAAUGCUGAGCCUUCCAUCCAAUAAGGCCAACCUCGAAUCUUGAGCAGUGUUUUACAUGAGUUUCCAGAUCUGAGUCUUUUUCUCUUUAGUCUUUACCAUGAUGUGUGCUACAAAAGAUUGAUGAAGUUGUUGGUGUCUUGAUUUGAGUCCUUCCUUCCUUGCUCAGUGUAUACUUAUAAUUAUAUAUACACUCUCACUCACACACAUACAGUAACAUACUUGUGUUGUUCUGUGUGUGAAGUGUGAAAUCUGUGUCCAAUUCACCAUAGUGUGGAAAUGGCUCCAAGGUUGUACUUUUCCAAUUGGUGGACCAAGGAUACACUGAAGGGAACACCAGUGGUGGUGAAAAUGGAGAACCCCACUUUCUCUGUUGUGGAGAUCAAUGGUGCUGAUGCUGCAUUCAGGCCAGUGGAGAAAAGCCGCGGCAAGAAUGCCAAACAAGUCACGUGGGUGUUGCUUCUCAGGGCUCACCGUGCUGUUGGCUGUGUCACUUGGCUUGCCACUGUUCUUUGGGCGUUGCUCGGAGCCAUUAAGAAGAGGUUGAUUCAUGGACAAGGUGUGUCUGUGGAGAGUGAGAGUGACAAGUUGGAAAAGGGCAAGUUGCUGUUUAGAGUCAUUAGAGUGUUCCUUGUGACUUCCUUGGCGGUUUUGGCCUUUGAGGUUGUUGCUUACCUUCAAGGUUGGCAUUUUGGAAACCCCACUUUGCACAUUCCUCGUACCUCUGAUUUGGAGGGCCUGCUCCACUUGGCUUAUGUUGCUUGGCUAACGUUUCGUGCCGAGUACAUUGCUCCUCCUAUACAGGCACUUUCCAAGUUUUGUGUUGUUUUGUUUCUUAUCCAGUCUGUGGAUCGCAUGCUCCUUUGCUUGGGGUGCUUUUGGAUCAAAUACAGGAAGGUUAAGCCAAGGAUUGAAGGGGAUCCGUUCAAGAGUGAUGAUGUUGAAGGAUCUGCAAGCAAUUAUCCCAUGGUUCUGGUUCAAAUUCCAAUGUGCAAUGAGAGGGAGGUGUAUGAUCAAUCCAUUUCUGCAGUCUGUGGCAUUGAUUGGCCAAGGGAUCGUUUACUGAUUCAAGUACUUGAUGAUUCUGAUGAUGAGAGCAUACAGUGGUUAAUUAAAGCAGAGGUCUCUAAAUGGAGCCAAAAGGGUAUCAAUAUAAUCUAUAGGCAUCGCUUAGUCAGGACUGGAUAUAAAGCAGGAAAUCUUAACUCUGCAAUGAGCUGUGACUAUGUGAAAGACUAUGAGUUUGUGGCAAUUUUCGAUGCAGACUUUCAACCAAAUCCUGAUUUUCUUAAGCAAACUGUGCCACAUUUCAAGGACAAUCCCGAACUAGGUUUGGUCCAAGCAAGGUGGUCUUUUGUGAACAAGGAUGAGAAUUUGUUGACUCGUCUCCAAAACAUUAACUUAUGCUUCCAUUUUGAGGUAGAGCAGCAGGUCAAUGGGGUAUUUCUCAAUUUUUUUGGUUUCAAUGGAACUGCUGGUGUUUGGAGAAUCAAGGCCCUGGAAGAGUCCGGGGGAUGGUUAGAGAGGACAACUGUAGAAGAUAUGGACAUUGCUGUCCGAGCUCAUCUGAAUGGUUGGAAAUUUAUCUUCCUAAAUGAUGUAAAGGUACCUUGUGAAGUUCCUGAGUCGUAUGAAGCUUAUAGGAAGCAGCAACACCGCUGGCAUUCAGGUCCUAUGCAACUUUUUAGGUUGUCUCUUCCAGCAAUUGUGAGAUCUAAGGUGUCUCCAUGGAAGAAAGCAAACUUAAUACUGCUAUUUUUUCUGUUGAGGAAACUGAUCCUUCCCUUUUACUCCUUCACCUUAUUUUGCAUAAUUCUUCCUCUAACCAUGUUUGUACCAGAGGCAGAGCUUCCUUUGUGGGUGAUCUGCUAUGUGCCUGUAUUUAUGUCACUCCUUAAUAUUCUUCCUUCUCCAAAAUCCUUUCCUUUCAUUGUUCCCUACCUCCUUUUCGAAAACACCAUGUCCGUCACCAAAUUCAAUGCAAUGGUCUCUGGUCUCUUCCAAUUGGGCAGCUCUUAUGAAUGGGUUGUCACCAAGAAAGCUGGCAGGUCAUCAGAGUCUGAUUUACUGGCUGCUGCAGAAAGGGAAGCCAAGUCAAUAGAACAAAAGAUUCAUAGAGGAGCUUCUGAUAGUGAGCUUAUUGAGUCAAACCAAUUGAAGGAACACAAAGAAGCAGCUCCUGCAAAAGUUAAGAAAUCUAAUAAGAUAUAUACAAAAGAGCUGACUUUGGCAUUCCUCCUUCUCACCGCUUCUGUCAGGAGUCUGUUAUCUGCACAAGGAGUUCACUUCUACUUUCUACUUUUCCAAGGGGUGACCUUCCUCCUUGUGGGGCUUGAUUUGAUUGGAGAGCAGAUGAGCUAGUUUUCAUUCAAAAAAUCAUAACAGAUGAUGAAUAGAAAACAACACCUACUGAUUUAUCAGCCAAGUUGCAUUCCAGCAACAAAAUGAACAAUGAAGCAUAGUUAAACCCUUUCUUUCCUUCUAAAAUUUGCAGUACAGGUCUAGCCAACACAUAAUUGAUUGCAAGUACCAAAACAAGGUUUCUCUGCAAUCCAACUCUAUAUCCAUUUUGCAUUCACACGAUUCAUCCCAAGUAUUCCUUAUAGGGCACUGCUCAUUGUACCCUUACAGGUAUUGAAUUCUUGUUUACUGGUAUUGGAAGUGUAUAAAAUCUUCAGUUUUCUUCAUUGUGUUCUUGGGAUUGGGAGUUCUGAUUUCAAAUGUCUGAGUGGAGUGCAUCUUGCUUGAUAUGUCAUGAAUCAUAGGUGCCUUCAUGGUAGAUAGGGUGUGUAAACCAGGAUAUUUUUUGUACAUUCAUUGUUAACUAAUCUAAACAAUAAAUUUUAUUUCCCUUACUAACUCA